Messenger RNA from Dunckerocampus dactyliophorus (ringed pipefish), 6070 nucleotides. RefSeq names its product reversion-inducing-cysteine-rich protein with kazal motifs (gene reck). NCBI's taxonomy places the organism in Eukaryota, Metazoa, Chordata, Actinopteri, Syngnathiformes, Syngnathidae. The record is from RefSeq and is a predicted model, not a curated record. Gene Ontology annotation, molecular function: metalloendopeptidase inhibitor activity; protein binding. The coding region runs from base 179 to 3064 and encodes 961 amino acids. Gene Ontology annotation, biological process: extracellular matrix organization; sprouting angiogenesis; blood vessel maturation. The transcript is spliced from 21 exons. Gene Ontology annotation, cellular component: plasma membrane.
ACAAUCUUUGUCAGGUUCUGUCGGAGUGGACCGUCCGGCUUCUUGUGCGCAUGUGCACAGGAAGACACGAACAGAGAGACGUUGACGGGCCAUGUCUUUAUUUUUCAUGUCUUUUAUGUCUUCAGUCUUCAUGUCUUCAUGCCUUGUCGUCCACGAUGCACUUUAGAACUUCGAGAAGAUGUUUGUGUGUUUACAGAUCUUCGCUUUUCUCUUCGCGGUAAACUUUCUCUUCCCGCCGCUGCGUGCUCAGGAUCCAUCCUGCUGCCAUCAUGCUGCACAAUUCUCCCCCUGCAAAGAAGCUUGUGACCAGCUGGCCACCAUAAAGAGUGAGUCUCGUUUGAAGCAUCUUUUGCAGAGGUUGCCCGGUUACUGUCCAGAAUCAAUGAAUGAGUUGUGGGUUUGCAUCAACUCUACACUGCCAGGAGUAUCCAGGAAGGUGGACAGCUGGGUCGGGUUGGGCUGCUGUGAGCUCGCCAUCUCCUCUGAGUGCCGCAGGGAAUGUAGACAGGCAUCAUCCAGAAAUGACCUCACAAAAGGAUGCAAAAAAGUCACAGAGAGUCCUCUAUACAGUUGCAUCACCAAAAAUGAAAUGGGCUCCACCUGCUGCAGCUAUGCAGGGCGUCACACCACCUGUAGGGAGUACUGUCAGGCCAUCUUCAGGACGGACUCCACCCCCACUGUGUCUCAGAUCAGCGCCGUCACUGAGUACUGUCAGAGCCACAGCCCUCAGCUGCUCAGCUGCGUCAGCAAUUUCACCAAGUCCUACCCGAUACGCAGCCCCAUAGACAGUCUCUACUGCUGUGACCGAGCAGAGGCCACCCACUGUCAGGUGGCUUGCCGGCGAAUCCUUCGCACGUUAAGCACAGAGCAUGAGAUCAUGGAGGCUUUGAUUGAUGAGUGUGGCUCCCAGCCUCUCCCGCAAGACCCCAUGUGGCAGUGCUUUCUGGGCAGUGCCCAUCCCCCAUUCCCAACUGAGAAAGAAGUCCCCCAUCCCACCAAAAUGGACUGUGCCAAACUACACUGCUGCUCCAAGGCCAACACAUCACUUUGCAGGGACAUGUGUCAGGAGAUUAGCACCAACUGGGGCAGCCAGACAUGGCAAGACUUUGAUCAGCUGUGCGAGUACAACCCAAGGGAAGCCGAGCUGGUCACCUGCCUGGCUGAUGUCAGAGAACCCUGCCAGCUGGGCUGCAAGGAUCUCACUUACUGCACCAACUUCAACAACAGGCCCACAGAACUGUUUCGCAGCUGCAACGUGCAGUCCGACCAGGGGGCGAUGAAUGACAUCAAACUGUGGUCCAACGGAACAAUCAAGAUGCCUUUUAUGAACAUUCCUGUGUUGGACAUCAGGAAGUGUCUGCCGGACACAUGGAAGGCGGUCGCUUGCUCUCUGCAGAUCAAACCCUGCCACAGCAAGUCCAGAGGGAGCGUCAUAUGCAAGUCAGAUUGCGUGGAAAUCCUGAGCCAGUGUGGGGACAGAAAACGUUUCCAUGAGGGACAAACACCUGAGAGGAUAUGUGAGCUGCUGUCACCCAUUGAUGACCCUGAACGCUGCAUCCCCCUGCACAGAUACCUCACCCCCAGUUCACUUGGGAACAGCAUUGUUGAAGAAGUCACCCAUCCAUGCAACCCCAACCCUUGCCCAAGUAGCCACGUGUGCCAGGUCAACAGGAAGGGCUGCCUGGAUGACUUCAACUGUCAAGCCUUUCUCUGCGUGCCAGGCUGCAAAUUAGGAGAGGCCUCCGAUUUUUUGGUGCAGCAGGAUGCUCGUAUACAGGUGCCAACUUUCACUGGUCCGGCCGGGUGCUAUGAGGUCUGCACUUGUGGUGCCAGUGGGCGUCUGGAGAACUGUGUGGAGAUACCGUGCGUGGACAUCAGUAAGCCCUGCGUUGUAGGUGGACAGAAGAAGAAUCACGGGACAUCUUUUAGACUGGACUGUGACAGCUGCUUCUGCUUUGGGGGUGAAACCAUCUGCACCGACAGAGAAUGUCUCAGCAUUGAAAGCUCCAACCAAGACCGUCAACAUUUUAGUGGUCUUCCAUGCAACUGUCCAGACCACUUCAUCCCAGUGUGCGCCUCCAACGGCCGCACGUAUCCAAGCGCUUGUGUGGCUCGCUGUGUGGGUUUCAAGGACCAUCAGUUUGCUUUCGGCCAGUGUCGUCUCACCAACCCCUGUGCCAGCAAGCCCUGCCAGAGAAACCAGAGGUGCAUUCCAAAAUAUCGAGUGUGCCUCAGUGACUCGUCAGACUGCCUGCAGUACGAAUGCGUGGGACGACAGCUGGCCUGUGAUAAGAACCAUGUGGAUCCAGUCUGUGAUACCGAUGGUCUCAUUCAUGCCAGUCUGUGCCAGCUCCAGCAGGCUGGAAAAACCCUGGCUUACAUGGGACACUGUCAGGAUGCCUGCAAGACACGUCAGCAGGUUUGUGGCCACAAUGGCGAGACCUACAACACGCCGUGUGACGCCUACUCUGAUGGUGUGGGUGUGGACUACGAGGGCCACUGCCAGGCUGUGGGGGCCAUGUCUGAAAUGGCAAGCGACUCCGCCUGCGCUCUCAUUUCUUGUCCACGUCUGUCACCACCUGGCUGCCAGCCUGUGACGCCACCGGGAGCCUGCUGUCCAAUGUGUGCCAGCGCUCUGCAAGUCCUCUGGAACAAAGACCAGAUCAAUACCUUCUCCAAGCUAAAUAAGGAGCAGCCAGUGACGGUCCAUGAUGUCCUUCAAAUCCUGCGGCUGCAUGUGUCCGUGCCGCAGUGUGACGUCUUUGGCUACCUCAGCAUGGACCAACAGCUGGUGGUCCUGAUCUCACCCGUGCAUCACCAGCCAACACCUCUGCAGAUGGAAGCAUGCAGUAAGGAGGCAGAGAAGAUUGAUUCUCUGAUUAAUUUUGCCAGUCCAACACUCGUCUCCCACAUUCCGGCCUCUGCUCUUCUCGCCUCCGAGACCAAGAUGUCUUCCAUCCGCUCCUCUGGGAGCACUCAGAUGUCCCCCCAGAAAGCCGCCGUGUGCCUCAUCCUGAGUGUGGUAGUGGUUGUGGUCCAGCUGGAAAUACUGCUUGUUGUGUAGCUUAUCAAGCUUUGUUCUGUCUUCAUGUCCACAAGUCUUUUUCAUUCAUGGACAAUCCUGAUAGGCAAUGACAACCACGCUACUGCAAAACUACUAACAACUGUAUUAUUCACCUACUUAUUAACACUACUAGCACUCUACUUCACCACAUACUCUAUUAUUACCAGAAGAGUACACUGAGUAUUACAGUAUCAGUGUACUUGAGUAGAUACAGUAUUAUUACCACAAGAGUACACUGAGUAUUAGCACUCUACUUGACUACAUACAGUAUUAGCACUCUACUUGACUACAUACAGUAUUAUUACUCUAAGAGUACGCUGAGUAUGAUGAGUGUAGUUGAGUAGAUGGAGUAUUAUUCAUGUAAUAUCGUUAAAUCCCAGCAGCAAGCACUUCAGCUUCUUGGACUUCUUCAGUUUUCUCAGGCUUAGUAUGCACACUCCAAAAUGGAUCAAGUACAACAUACACAUUACAUCCAUUACAUCCAUUUGGAGUAGUACAUACAUGUUGUACAUCAGUACAUACAUUGAUGUACAUAGAUUUGUAGGAGUACAUACAUUGAUGUACAUAGAUUUGUAGUAGUACAUACAUUGAUGUACAUAGAUUUGUAGUAGUACACCAGUUGUCUGCUUUUUCUGACCAAAGAGCGUGUGACAGUGACAAAAGUAUUACUAAGAGUAUUACUAGUGUACUUUGUGAGUAGAGAAAUAUGAAGGCAGAGUAUUACUAGAGUACAUUGUGAGUAGAGUAGUUUGUGAGUAGAGUGGUAGACAUGUAAGACGUGUGGUGGAGAGAAGCUGGAGUCAAGGUGACAUUGGAGUAGACAAAGUAUACAUACUUGAUUGAUCUCUGAGAGAAAUUGAUAGAUGAUAUGAGUAGUAUAAUUCAUAUUUGAGAGAUAGUAGUAGUGUAGUAGUAGUAUUUAUGAUAGAUGAUAUUAUUAUAACUAGCAGUAGCAUAAUUAGUAUUUGUGAUUGGAUGAUAUUAGUAUUUUAUUAUUAGUGGUAGUAUAAUUAGUAUUUGUAAUUGGAUGCAAAGAUAAGCCGCUUGGUUUGUGAAGCUUUAGUCAGACGGCAUAAAGAUUUGGUGAACUUUUGGCUUCCCAGCAUCUUUGAUUGAUGUUGAUAUUAUUUCUAUAUUUGAUAUUGUUUCAAGAGUGUCACAGAGACGUCUGCCACGGAGGGUGCCAUCUUUGAUCAUGUUUGAUGAUAUUAUUUCUAUAUUUGAUAUUGUUUUUCAAUUCAGUAUUCUUUCCUUGGGAAUUAUUGAUCAUGAAUGGACGUUGGUAUAUUUUUUGUCCUUAUCAGAUAUGAAGACAAAAUAACAUUUGGAUAAAUCUUUCUGAUGUAAUAUUUGGAUUUAUUGUGGUGAUUUUUCCUAGAAAGAUGAUGUAGCAUGGACGCUAGUAACAAGGGACCAAGGAAGUAGUGGUAGAGAGAAACACAGGGAAUAGUCUGGGGUCUUCCUGGUGUGGACGCAGGGUUUAGGAAGCAUUGCAGACUGCGUCCACCAGCCUCGUCGCCACUCCCCAAGUCAUCAGACAAAGCUGCAAACAGAGCACAAGAUAGGAAAAAAAUGUUGGACAGAAGACAGCAAGUGACCAAUUGAAAUAUCUUUUAUUCCCAUGGAAACUUGGAAGCCAAAAAGUGAAAAGUGUGAGAGUUUUCAGGUAUCAUUCCAGCUUUUCUGUUGACAUCCAAGCCUCAUCUUUGCUCGGCAAGCUUGAGCACAUUGAAGUACGCCCAAAGACACUUUUUCUUGCUGCAAAUUGACUUCCCACUUCCCAGGAGCCACUCAAAAAUUUAAUAUGACAACAUAAUCAUAACAAGGAAUUACCACUGAUUGAUUUCAUUGAUGAAUGUUCUCAACUCCUCCUUCCAUGCUGCUGUCUAUUGAGCAGAAUAACGCCAUCACCUUCUUCACAUUGCAAACUCUGCAACGCAAUCAACAGCGCCUCUGCUGGUUGCAGUCAUGUAGUGCAGUCAGUUCAGCCUUCAAUAGCCAUUUAUCAUACAGUAUACAGUAUAUACUGUAUACUGUGUGUGAGUAUAUCUGUAAAGGUGUGAGUAUAUACUGUAUACACACUCCUGAUCAAAAUCUUGUUGAAAAAUUGCUAGAAUUUGCAUUUUGCACAUUUGGAACUUAAUGAGGUUUUAAGUAGCUGAUAAGCUAUAAACAGCCUAUUUCAGUUUAAUUGUUGUUUUCAAUAAGUUACUUUUUGAAAAUGCUUUUUGUCUCACUCCCUCUUUUUGUGUUUGCAUAUUGCAGCUCUACUUAAAACCUCAUUAAGAUCCAAAUGUGCAAAAUGAUCAUUCUAGCAAUUUUUCAACUGGUCUUCAGAUUUUGAUCAGGAGUGUGUGUGCGUGUGUGUGUAUGUAUAUAUGUAUAUAUACCUGUGUGUGUGUGUGUAUAAAAACAUGAGAAGAUGAAAUAUGAUUCUAUCAAGAGAUUAAUAAAAACAGGAAAUAUGUUUCUAUGAAGACAGUAGAAGAAGAAAUAUGCAUAAAGACAGUAGAAGAAGAUAUGACGAGAGUAGACGAGGUGAAGAAAUGAGUAGAGGUGUGUGAAAUGUUUGGCGUGAGGCCAGUAGUUGAGGUUGAAAAGGGAUUGAGAAGCCAUCUAAUAAAAGAAGACAAUCAUCUGCUUGCAUGAAGUUUUACUGCCAUUGCAAUAUGUUUCAUAUAGAAGAAUAAAAAAUGAGCUAUCAUGCUUGAUUUUCAUCCAGAAUGUUGAAUGUGCGGGCUUGUGGAAAUGGAGAGCACAUACCUUGGCAGUAUUAUUAUUAUUAUUGUAUUGUAUCUAUUCAUCAUUUUGUGCCUUUAUUCUUAUUAGUGAAUGCUAACUGUUUGUUUACACAGAGGCUUGUAUGUGAACAAUAUAAAGAUGAUGAAUAAAAUGCUUCAAUAUGAACUCGUUGACCACCAACUGUUUUCUUUUUUCAUGUUGCUUUUUGUUAUACUUAGUAUUUUGCUUUUCAGAAAAAAAAAAAAUCUUUUGCACUAUAUUUGA